Molecule: messenger RNA, 411 nt
Organism: Trichoplax adhaerens
Lineage: Eukaryota; Metazoa; Placozoa; Uniplacotomia; Trichoplacea; Trichoplacidae
Exons: 4
Biological process (GO): translation
Cellular component (GO): cytosolic large ribosomal subunit; ribosome
Molecular function (GO): structural constituent of ribosome; large ribosomal subunit rRNA binding
Source: RefSeq, a predicted model, not a curated record
GGUAGGGGUGGUUCGUCCGGUUCGAAAUUUCGUAUCUCCCUUGCUCUGCCAGUUGGUGCAGUAAUGAACUGCGCGGACAACACUGGAGCCAAAAAUUUGUAUGUCAUUUCCGUCAAAGGAAUCAAAGGUAGAUUGAAUCGUAUGCCAUCAGCAGGUAUCGGCGAUCUUGUAUUAGCAACAGUCAAAAAGGGAAAGCCUGAAUUACGUAAAAAAGUAAUGCCAGCGGUGGUUGUGCGGCAGCGGAAACCGUAUAGAAGAAAGGAUGGAGUUUUCAUAUACUUCGAAGAUAACGCAGGAGUGAUAGUAAAUAAUAAAGGUGAAAUGAAAGGUUCAGCCAUCACUGGCCCAGUUGCUAAAGAAUGUGCUGAUCUAUGGCCAAGAAUUGCUUCCAACUCAGGCAGUAUUGCUUAA